Molecule: messenger RNA, 5652 nt
Organism: Neogale vison (American mink)
Lineage: Eukaryota; Metazoa; Chordata; Mammalia; Carnivora; Mustelidae
Gene: NPW
Product: neuropeptide W
Exons: 3
Coding region: 4214-5485 (423 amino acids)
Biological process (GO): feeding behavior; G protein-coupled receptor signaling pathway
Molecular function (GO): G protein-coupled receptor binding
Source: RefSeq, a predicted model, not a curated record
CCCCCACUGCGCUGCCGACGCAGCGCCGCCGGGCAGCUUGGAAUUUCGGAGCAGCCGCGGACGGCGUUCCCCGCGGUGCAGCGUGAGUGCGCCCCUGCUGUGGGUGGGCCGUUCUCGUGCAGACGUGCUGUCUCGUGUGGAUCGGAAACCGCACGUUCUGCAGCUUAUUUGCUAAAUGUAGCCGCCGUGUGGGGAGCCCAUCGUUUCCCCCCAGCCCAGGCCGCUUGUAUUUGCAGCUCACGCAGAAACAGGCCUGGUCAGCAGGCGCACCCCCCACAUACACACACCCUGUCCCAGCCUCCCCAAAUAAGAAACUUAUGCAAAUUGUUAUCAUAAAAGAUCGUUUUUUAAUGACCUCCAUCUCGGAGCCAGGGGCUAUCUCCCCGGAUCCUGAUAAGAACUCAGGCUCUUCACUGGCACCCCCGACCGACCUCGGGGGCUUGGCGCAGAGAAGCAUGAGGGCAGGCUUGCUAAGUGGACGGUGGUGAAUACUGGGCUUCAGGCCCCUGCAGGGAGGGCUUCCUCGCUACCCUUGGGGGACAGGAACACUCCAGACCUCCCUUUUGCUAUCAAAGGAGGAGAGUCAAAUCUGAAGCCUUCUAGAAAAAGGCAGUGUGUUGUUGGGGAGCGAGCCUGGACUUGAGAAUGAGACAGAAAUGGGCUUGAAACCCCAGUUCAGCCACUUAUUUGCUGGUGAACUUGGUUAGCUCAUUGAACCCUUGGCUUCCUCACUCUUGAGUUGCAAAACGGUCAUCAUCACAUCAGGUAAAUCUGGUGGACGGGCCACAUGCAGAUGCCUGCUCACUGUCACAGCCCCACUAAAUGACAGCAGGCAGAGGAGUAAAAGACUGCCAGUCCACGAGAACAAAAGGACAGGAAGGGAGGAAGCAGCGAGUGAAAGAUGUAAACAAAUUCUGGAACAACAGGAAGAGUGACUCACUUUACAAAGCAUCCUUGAGACCUUUGGGGGGAACGCUGAUAAGAAGUUUCACUGAGGGUGAACCGAGGCAGGGGACUGAAAAUGGGAGCCCCUGCAGGUCAGUGCAUGGAAGCUGGGCACCUGGGCCCUCCACCCCUGCCGUGGCUUCUGUAUCCAGUCCACACCCCACCCCCCCUGCUUGGGGUCCUCCAGAGAAAAGCUUUAUUGCGCACCCCAUUGCAGAGUGAAAAGCCAUUCCUGCAGUGAAGCCUCCCGCUCGGCAAAACCACGUCCCCACAGAAAGAGCAUCAAGAUGUCACUCACAGGUGAGGGCAGCCAAGGACGUCCAGGCUCAGGAGGAGAGCCUGCCGUGUGAAAGAUGGACCACACCAAGCAGACCCAGGGAGCCAAAGGAAGCUUUAGAAAGAACUGUAUUUGGGGUGCCCGGCUGGCUCCUUCGGUGGAGCACGUGACUCUUGGUCUUCGGGUGGUGAGUUCCAGCCCCAUGUUGGGUGGGGAGCCUACUUAAAAAAAAGAAAAAGCUGUAUUUGACAUUUGCAGAAAAGAUGCUGCUUCCAUGCAAUGAGGCUAGGAUUCCCCGAACAAUAACGAAUACAGAACAGUUAGGAAAUAAAGGGCUCUUAGAAAUUAAAAACAUGAGUAAAAGCUCAAGAGCAGUUUGGGAAGGUACAGUUGGGAGACAUCUGCCAGCAAGCAGACACACAGACAGAAGAUAAAGAAGCUGAGACACUGACUCUAGAAGGCGCACAGUCUAAUUCGUAGGAAUGUGAGGAAGAACAGAGAAAGCAGAGAGGCGCGGAUUAUAUUACCGAAGGGUGCAAGUGUUCACGCUGAAAGGACCCAGCCAGGGAGGAAAGGCCCUCAGCAAGCGAUGUCCGCUUGGAGGACUGCGGAUGAAGCAAAGACCCUGACAACUUUAGGAAGGACCGGGUAAGGAGGGAGAAGAUCCUAGAGGAGGGACUGAGAAUAGGACUUUACUCCUGGAACACCGGAACCCAGAGAUGGCCUCAGAUUUCUGAGGUAGGUUAUUCAUCCACAGAUUCUACACCUAGAAAAUCCUUGCACUAGGCAUAGAGACAUGGACAUAAAAGGGACAAGUUAAUUAGGUCUCAUGUCCCCACUUGCGUGGAACUGCCAGAGGGUUCCUGUCUCUACAACAUUAGGGUAUACCAGUUGGAACAUGGCCUGGCAUCCAGCAAUCGGGCUCCAACCCGGACAAGAGCCAAAGCAGAGCGCGGGAAGGUGCCUGUACAGAUGUUCCAGAAAGAGGGUGCACAGCCUGGAGCAGGAAGCUGCCGUCUCCCACAGCGGGGCCUCUGGAGCAGACAUGGAACCAACCAGGCUGUCCUCGCGAGCUUGAGCAUCCGGAGAAGGGACUUUGAGGAACUCCUCCUGUCUCUCAGAGCCUUUGGGAGAAAGUAGCACAGUGAGCAUGUACACAAACAAGCAAAGAAGAAAACGCCUUCAUGGGAAAGGAAACGUAGUGAUCGUCCCCUUGGCGGGGGACAGUAUUUACGCAGCCAUAACAACAUAAACGGUGGCCAGUGAGUUCACCCAAAGUGGUGACAAAAUCCGAACAGAGGGAGGGACCAGAGCUUCAUCUACAGUAGUAGGAAGCCUUCUGGCGCCUCGUAAAGCAGGUAAAUCGGAGAGUAGCGGUUUACAAUCUCAGGGUCUGUGGUUCGCAACUGGGGCCAGUUUCACCCACAAAGCGACGUUUGCGGUGGUCGCAGCAGAGCAGGAGCGUUACUGAUGUCCGCUGGGUCAUGAGUUUCCCGUGGCCACUGUUAAAAAAAUGACCGCAAACUUAGUGGCUGCAAACAACACAGAUUGACUAUCUUGCAGUCGGAAUUCCCAAGUUCGGAAGCGGUCUCACUGGGGUAAAAUCAAGGUGCAGAUGGGGUGCAUGCCUCCCGGUGAGAAUGCAUCCCAUCCUCUCCGGCUUUAGAGGCCCCCCUCCUCCGUCUGCCGUCUGCCAGGUGCAUCCUGCCAGCCUCUUCUUUGUCACACACACCCCCUCCACCCCGUUCUCCGAAGCCGCCUCCACACUUACCCAGGUGAUGGCCCUGGCCCACCUGCCUGAUUCAGGACCAUCUGCUUCUGCUAAGGUCUGCUGAUGAGCACCCCCGGUUCUUUCAUCUGCAACUUCUCUCCCCUGCUCUACCGCGUCUAGUAGGUGUGCACAGGUUCCAGAAUAUCUGGGGCACAUACGUCUUGGGGAGGGGCUGUUAUUCUGCCUGUACAGUGGGGGUGACGCCCAGGGAUUCUGCUGGCUGGUCCCCCACGUGUCGUAGGGUGGUGCUGAGGGUGCUUGUCACCCUGAUGAGGUGAUAAGUUAUACUGGGGGCUUCGGCGGGGGGGCUUGCAAGGAGAGCUCCGCGGGAGUGGAAAUCUUUGCUUUCUUGUUCUGGGCUGUGAGUAGGUACACGCGUGCACACAUGGCAGAUGCACUUGUGAAGACAGGACGUGCAUGGUUUACUCAAAGUACAUCGUGGCUUCUUAGAAAGCCGCUGCUGGGAUAGCAGUUGAGUUUGUGAUUUUUAAAUAAGGGGUAAGUACCGGCAGAGAGAGCUGAAGGGGUUGGGAGCUGUUGCCUCUGGAGAGCAGUACUGGGAUGUGAAAGUGUGGGUGAGGGACAGUUUUAAGUUCUUCCCUAUACUAGCAUUCUUUUUAUAAUGUAAAUUACCUUGAUAGACAUAAAUACUUUUUUAAAAAGAAGACAAAACAGAUUUGCUCAAUCGCACCGUCCUUAGGAUGGCAUCCUUGUUGGGGCCAGGGCCUGUGUGCGGUGUUGGGACUGCAAGUGGCCCCGGCCCACAGGCAGCUUGGUGCCGUUGGGGAAAGGGAGCAUGCAGGCACUCCGAAGCCAUGCUUCCCUGGUUUCUAGGAGGGUGUUGGGUGGAUGAAGGGAGAGGUGAGGCCCAGGAAGGAGAGUCAGCCCUCCUGGGCCUGUCACCUCCUCCCCUCCUCCCAGAGUGACUCCUGCAGUGGGGGGAGGGCUCAGGGCUGGGCAGGGCACAGAGCCCUUCGUCCUCCAUACCCCACAUUGGGAGUUCCCAGGACUGUGGUGUGCUUUGCUGCCCCAGCCUGGCCCUGGGCUCUCUCCCCACAUGCCUUCUGCACACUGUUGCCCAGCAGGAGCUCCGCUCUGUCUCAGCGGGGGCCCUCAUCGUCUCAUGGGCUUCACAGCCAUAAACAAGCAGGACAGGUAUUUAAACUUCAGAUCUGGAGCAUGGCGUCCUGCAGGGGACUCUCUGUGAUGCUGUGUUUGAAAUGGAUCCAUGCUGGUACCUGUCGUUCUGCUUCAUGUCCCAGCAGCCCCAGAACCCAUACCACCUUGCUGCAAGUGAUUUUGCUGGGCCCCCGCCAGGGGCACUGGAACCUUCCCCUGAUGAACUGGGGUGGGGUGGGGCUCCAGGCAGCCCCCCACCCACCCCCCGCCCCCACCAAGUACUCUUAGCAGGGAGGAUAUGCAGCGUCAGGGGACCCCAGCAGCCCGCAUCGGGCUGUGCUGCCCGCCCACUGCACACUCCAGGCGGCUCUCCAGGCCAAGGGCCCCCUCAGGGAGGCUGCUUUCCACACAGCUCCAGGUCCCUGUGGUCCGCCAGGCCCCUCCAGGUGCGCCCACAGCUGCCUCUCACCUCCUACCCGACUAGUCCCUGCGCCAGUCACCUCUCCAUCAAAGCGUUUUUACCAACAGCUCAGGAGGCCAGGAAGCCUCCAACAGGAACAGCAGGAGAUGGUGGCCCAUGCAUUCUGGGGGCAGCUACUGUGUGCCAGGCCUGGCACCGAGACCCACGCCUGGAUUCGUACUCGCACCUGGGCCGCUCUUCCCUCUCCAGCCCUCCUCCUGCUUUUCUGGAGCGCAGCGAGUACCGUGGGGGCGAGGGGGCGGGGCUGGCGAGCAGUUAUAGCGGGGUCCGCCGCGCUGGCCCACCCGACGCUCCCCCAGCUCCCCGACGACGCCGAGGUCCCGCAGUGCGCCCGGACCCAGCCGAGUCAGCUGCAGGCCUGCCCCGCCGGGCGGCAGUCAACCUGAGCGCCCUGGCGCGGGGCCCGGCAAUGCGGGGCCCUGCGGUGCGCGCCUUGCUGUUGCUCCUGCUGCUCCUGUCGCCCCCCGCUGGCGCCUGGUACAAGCACGUGGCGAGUCCCCGCUACCACACAGUGGGCCGUGCCGCGGGCUUGCUCAUGGGGCUGCGCCGAUCGCCCUACGUGUGGCGCCGAGCGCUGCGCCCUGUGGCCGGAUCCCUUGCCUGGGACACCCAAGGCCUGGGCGCGUCCCCCCAAAGGCUCUUUGCCAAAGACACCCUCUCCCCGGAGCCCAUCCCCCGCGGUGCUCUUCUGCUCUCCUCGGGGGUUCGGGAACUGUUGGAGACGGGAAGCGGGAACCCCAGCGCAGGUCUCGGGGUCAGUGCGCCUUGGAGCCAGCACGCCACUGAGCCCCAGCAGGAACUGGAGCCCCGGCUGGGGGCCCCUUCCUGGACCCGGGUGAAGCAGGCCAGAGCCUUUGGCGUGUCUCCUGUUCAGCCAUGGUCUGCACAGUGAACCACCUUUGCCGGUUCCCACUUCUCCCCAGGGCCAUCCUGAGUGCACCUCUUGCUGGUGAUGCCCCUUGUCUGACCCAGAGGGAGUCUACUUGUCUGCCUGGGCACACAGCUCAGGCCAGGCCAGAUGGUCUGUCUGGCCAAUAAAAGCUGCCUGGUUCAUGCGUU